This is a messenger RNA of Porites evermanni, 300 nucleotides long. NCBI's taxonomy places the organism in Eukaryota, Metazoa, Cnidaria, Anthozoa, Scleractinia, Poritidae. The record is from the annotation of a GenBank genome assembly.
AUGCUGCCCUAUGUACUAGUUGGGGAUGAUAUUUUUCCCCUUAAGAUCUGGCUGAUGAAGCCAUCUCCAGGGAAAUCCCAAACAGAGAUUCAAGCCAUUUACAACUACAGGUUAUCAAGAUGCAGGUGCAUCGUAGAAAAUUCAUUAAGAAUUAUGGUAGCUCAAUGGAGAAUCUUUAGGUGCCCCAUUCAUGCAAACAUUGAAACUUUGGAUGGCAUUGUUCAGGCAUGUGUUUCUCUGCAUAACUAUUUGCGGCUCACUGACAAUGGACAUUAUGUACCCAAAGGAUUUAUUGACUAA